Messenger RNA from Paramecium tetraurelia, 375 nucleotides. RefSeq lists its product as uncharacterized. NCBI's taxonomy places the organism in Eukaryota, Ciliophora, Oligohymenophorea, Peniculida, Parameciidae. The record is from RefSeq and is a predicted model, not a curated record. The transcript has a single exon.
AUGUUUAAACAAAAUCCAAUUCUUAAUCUAUUUUCUGAUGAUUUUGAUAUCAGUUCCUUUUUCUGCCAAAAUAGGUAAUUGAAUAAAUUGAAAAGGUAAGAUAUAGUAAAAAAAACAGACUAAAGCUAUGAUUAUAGAUUGAAAAGAAUGAUAAUUGAUUGUGGCAAUAAAUGUGGGAUUAAGUAUUUGAGACCGAAUAAAAAUCAGAUAACAUUUAUGAAGAUUAGAAAUUGUUCUAUAAUGCUUAAAUAAAGUGGGAACAGUGAAUUGCCUAAUAUGAAUUAAAGAACAAGAAAUAAGAGUGUGUAACCUUCUCGAAUUGAGUAGCAAUUUGAGAUUGGAGCUUGGACUAAGGAGAGUUGGUCGAGUGUCUGA